Lytechinus variegatus (green sea urchin) is the source of this 2553-nucleotide messenger RNA. RefSeq names its product lymphocyte antigen 75-like. Bases 8 to 2098 code for a protein of 696 amino acids. Gene Ontology annotation, biological process: biological process involved in interspecies interaction between organisms. Lineage: Eukaryota; Metazoa; Echinodermata; Echinoidea; Temnopleuroida; Toxopneustidae. The record is from RefSeq and is a predicted model, not a curated record. Gene Ontology annotation, molecular function: carbohydrate binding. Gene Ontology annotation, cellular component: external side of plasma membrane. The transcript is spliced from 7 exons.
CUUACAGAUGGACUUUUCUUUUCACAUUCUGGCUGCUUUUUGCGUGCUUAAUACAGAAAUAUACCCCACUAUCGGAAAAGGAUGUCUUAUUGAACGGGUACAAUUCAACGGUUCCUGGUACCAUUUCUCCCAACACCAGUCCAACUUCGAAACGGCUAAGGCAUCCUGUCAAAAUGUGGGUAUGCACCUCUUAACGAUCGGAUCCCAGGCAGAACAGGACUUCCUGGCCUCAAACAUACCUGUGAACAACUCUGACUUCUGGAUCGGUCUUGCUAGUGUGACCUGGCAGGACGGUUCACACCUAUUGUACCAUAAAUUCCAAGGAUAUCCUUAUGAUUGGGACAAUGAAGGAACGUUCUUUUUAAUGCAUAUACCGUUUCCAACCCAGUGGUUUGACGAUAUCAACACCGUUGAUCACAGGCGCACUUGUAUAUGUGAAAAGGAAGGUGCCUGUAACCCAGAGCAUGUGGAAUUCGGGGGGUCUUGCUACCUCUUCACCGGAAUUUUUUUGACGUUCAACGAAUGCAAGACAACAUGCGGGAGCCUCGGGAUGCACCUGGUCUACGUGGGUUCCAAGGAAGAACAAGACUUUCUUGAUAUCAACCAACCACAACUGGCAGCCUCAUGGAUCGGACUCGGUCCCGUGACCUGGGUCGAUGGUUCCACCCUGACCUAUGCAAAUUUCGGCACGACCCCUUCGACAUUCGAUGACGAUGGAGAAGUUUUCGUGAUGAAUGCGUCGUCUUCCUUCCAGUGGUUCGAUGAUGACGGCUCCAACCUUCACUUUGGUAUUUGCGAAUAUUACGGAGCUUGUACUGCCUCUUACAAGUAUAUUGGGUCUUGCUAUACUAUUCAUGUAACUGCCAGCAAUUUCUCGACGACGAGAUCGGCUUGCGAGAACCACGGAAUGCAUCUCGUCUCGAUAGGCUCCGCGGGAGAACAAAGCUUUUUGGCGGACUUUGUGAUCUCGAUUAUUCCCGAUAACAGCAUCGUUUACUGGAUUGGAUUAGAGAGUUUUAAAUGGGAGGAUGGUUCGCGAAUGACAUUUAACCGUUUCAAAGGGUAUUCAUAUGAUUUCAACGAGUUGGGGAUGUGCUUUACCAUGCAAACAUGGUAUCGACCCCAAUGGUUUGACCAAGCAACCGACCCUUCGGUAGAAGAACAUUACAUAUGUGAAACGGAAGAGGUACCAUGCCAAUCCCUUCAAGUCGAACACAAUGGAUCCUGCUAUUUCUUCUCACAAAACAAAUCGACUUACCCUGCAUCAAAAUCAUUCUGUGAGACACUUGAUAUGCAUCUAGUUUACAUUGGAUCCAAAGAAGAAAGCGACUUCCUGGAGUCCAACGGCCCAUUGAGCUGGAACUUAUGGAUUGGAUUAAGUGCCGUGACUUGGCUUGAUAAUUCCACCCUCACCUUCGCACACUUUGGCACCACUGCCUCGGUGUUUGAUGAUGGUGGAAUCUCUUUCGUCAUGAACUCGUCAUCUUCUUUCCAAUGGUUUGAUGAUGACAGCCUUAACCAGCAUUACUACAUUUGUGAACAGGAUGUUGACGCAACCGAAUCUACAACAAUGACUCCCUAUACAAGUGAAAGUGAUGAUGAGGGAGAGGAGUGCACCACAACUGUUUCAGCACCGUCAACUGAUACAAUAUCAGCAACAUCUGCCACACCCACUGCUCAAGUUGUGGCUGCAACAACUGCAACAUCUACCACCCCCACUACACAAGUUGUGGCUGCAACAACUGCACCAUCUACCACACCCACUGCACAAGUUGUGGCCGCAACAACUGUCUCCUCUGUUCCUAAGUUAGGUCUUAAGCGAUCCACAUACUUUAAGACUCUGAUUAGGGGUAAGGCCAUCGUCAGUGACCACGUAAGCUUCUCCAUCACGGCUUCAAGGGUCAUCGAUUGCGGCCGCGGAUGCCUCGAAGACGGCUCCUGUUCAUGUUUCACGUACAUCGCCGAGGAGAGCAUGUGCCUCCUUGCCAACAGUUGCCCAACGUCAUUCAUAUCUGACAUGUCUGAUUACGAAAGACACCCUGGAGCUGUAACAUAUUCAACUCUAAUCCAAACCAGGGACCUAUCAACGGAGGAUUAGUCUAUCGAAACUGGGGGUCCUUUGCAUUGUCACAGCAUCCCCAGUAACAAUAGAUAAUCCUCCGUGGCCAGGUCCAUGAUCCAAUCCUUGCUUGUAAAUUAUCAUGAUAAUUAAAAAAAAAAUACCAAUCAGGUUUGAAUGCUUUCUAAUGGCCCAUGCGUACUCUAAAAUCCAGUUUAUAUGAACGUUGGCCAUGACCUAACUCUGUGCUAAAAUUAUGAGAAGCCAAAUAGUGUUAAUUUUUAUCUCUGCCUGGGUUAAUCCUUGGACGCAUCCCAUUUUUGUAUAUGUAUGUGCAUUCUUUUACAAAUUAUUAUAUUGUAUUAUGAAAAUAUAGUUUUCAUCUUUGUAUAUACUUGUGCAUGUCUUAUGCGAAUAAAGUAAAGACUGAAUAGAAUAUACACAGCAAAAACUGGGGUGUUAACCGGUGUACAUAGAGGACCACACCAGUUAUU